AGAAAAAAAAAAGAAAAAACAAAAAGAAGUCGGACUGUGAACUGACAAAAUGAUGCUGAGGGAGAGCCAAGAGGCGGCAUCAUCAUCGAGCGUUUGAAAUGUCUGCUGCAGCUGAUUUUUGGGCCACUAUGCCGGCAUUUUUUUCAAAUCCGUGCACCGUGAGAUUUUGCCGAAUAACAGGAGACCUGCACAGUCUCUGCCGCCGCUGCCGGUAUGUGAACGACCUCACUCACUGAAGGUAAUAAAAAAAAAAAAAAAAACCGGCUCGGUGUUUGCUCUUGAAUUUGUUUCUGCUUCUUUUUUUCUUCUUCUUCUCCUCACUCUCUUUCUCUCUCUUGCAUCAAAUUUGAUGCUGCGUGAGGCUGCUGGGCGAUGAUGCAUCGGUGGGGUCUGACGGUGUGAAUUCGCAUCCUAUCAAGUCUGUUUACCCUGUUAGGACCAAGGCAAUGUAAAUUCGAACAAUCGAGCCAGUUUUUCCUCACCCACCUUGCGACAAAUAGAAAAAAAAAAAAAUGCCUUAUUUCGACGCGAGGUGUGAGGAUGCCUGUAGCUGUGAUUGUGUCAUUGCUGCGGCACACUCCGGAGCUCCUCGGCUCAAGUCCGACACAACUAACCUCAGCUGAAGAGAAGACAGCAAGCUGGCAAGUGCUCCACCACCCAACAUAAGCCAUACGAGCCUUUGCAUGUAUGUGCGAAAAGGCCCAGACUGACUGACACUCUCGAGGGGGAGGCAUCUAUUGCACUGAGGUUUUGGGGUCUUCCCAAAGAACUGCCACAUCCUCAAAUCCGUCUGAGGACCGCUGUGAGCUUACAAGCUUCCUGAUGAUUUUUGGAGGGCAGCCCUGAUGCAUUUUGUGAGUGUGAAAACUCUAAGAGCCUUUUGCCAGGUCUGCAUCACCAGACAGGAGCCAGAGCAGACGGUAACUCUGUGUGUGUCAUGUUAGAGGCUGGACUCCUGCCUGCUCCCACCAGCUCUCAGCCAAAAUCUCUGACCUGCCCUGUCUGAGCCCUUUGUAUGAGCAUCACUGCUUUGCCACAACAGCACAACGGGAAGCAGUGUCAAGCAGUACCAACAAUUUGCAGACAUUACUGCUUGUGUGACUUCCUGAACCGGUUCCCCACACCCCCUGUCCCACCCCACAGCCCCUCAACUCUCAGAAAUAAGAGACACCGGAAACCAGGGUCAGGAUGCAGGUCUCCUUCGCCUGCACUGAGCACAACCUCAAGAGUCGCAGCGAGGACCGGCUUUGUGGCCUUCGCACCGCCCCGCCACCUGGAGGAAGCAGUGGAGGAGUAGGGGGCGGUGGUGGAGGAGGAGGAGGCGGCGGCGGCGGUGGUAGUGGAGGAGGAGGUGGUGGAGGAGGAGGUAGUGGACAAGGGAGUAAUGGCAACUACAUGUCCCAAGGCUCAGUCAAGACCAGGGAGGGGCCCGGGUCCCGUCAGACUCCACAGGGCCAUGCCCACAUGAAGGAGGCCAUCGGGCGCCACACCAGUAUGAAGUACAGGAACCUGGGGAAGUCAGGCCUCCGUGUUUCCUGCCUUGGGUUAGGGACCUGGGUGACAUUUGGAUCGCAGAUCUCUGAUGAGAUGGCUGAGAACCUGAUGGCCAUAGCGUAUGAGAAUGGAGUGAACCUUUUUGACACGGCAGAGGUGUAUGCCUCUGGAAGAGCGGAAAUCACUCUAGGGAACAUUAUCAAGAAGAAAGGAUGGAGGCGUUCAAGUUUUGUCAUCACAACAAAAAUCUAUUGGGGAGGCCAAGCAGAGACGGAGAGAGGACUCUCCAGAAAGCACAUCAUUGAAGGUUUAAGAGGAUCCUUAUCAAGACUCCAGCUAGAUUACGUGGACAUUGUUUUUGCGAACAGAAAUGACGUCAACAGUCCAAUGGAAGAGAUUGUACGGGCCAUGACCUUUGUAAUAAACCAGGGUAUGGCCAUGUACUGGGGAACUUCACGCUGGAGUGCCAUGGAAAUCAUGGAGGCGUACUCAGUCGCACGCCAGUUCAACCUGAUACCACCUGUGUGUGAGCAGGCAGAGUAUCACUAUUUCCAGAGGGAUAAAGUCGAGGUCCAGCUUCCCGAGCUCUACCACAAGAUUGGUGUUGGAGCAAUGACCUGGUCUCCACUUGCUUGUGGAUUAAUCACAGGGAAGUACAGCGACGGUGUACCAGAAUGCUCCAGAGCAGCAAUGAAGGGAUACCAGUGGCUGAAGGAACGAGUGAACAGUGAGGAGGGCCGCAGGCAGCUCGCUAAAAUCAAGGAGCUCCAUCUACUGGCAGACAGACUGGGCUGCACUGCUGCACAGUUAGCCAUAGCCUGGUGUCUGCGCAGUGAGGGAGUCAGCUCAGUACUUCUGGGAGUUUCUAAUACAGACCAGCUACUUGAGAACCUGGGUGCCCUCCGGAUUUUAUCUCAAAUGAACCCUCAAACCAUUACCGAGAUUGAUGCCCUGCUGGGAAAUAAGCCACACUCGAAGAAAGAGUCACGCGCUUGAAGAUGCAAAUCUGAGUGACAGAUGAUGUUUCAAGAAGAUGAAGAAGACAAUGACAUUGGGAAACAUUGCUUUUUGCUCUGCUGUAUACUCAACAACUUGCAUGUCCUCAGCAACAUUAUGCUUCCAGUAUGUGCGCAUAUCCAUUUUGCGCAGUACAUUGUAUCAUGUAUGAAAAAAAAAAAAUCUUUCAAUUGUGAAAAAAAAAACAGGUCAUAUAUUGCUCACUGCCGAUUGUUCACAGAUUAAUUAUUUCUACAGAGGGGGAGGCUAAAACAGGUUGGAGUGACAUGUUUCUGCAAUCCACAGAGACCAAGAGAGGUUGAAAAAUAUUCAACAGAUUUGACUCUUGUUAAUGAAAUGUUCUAAAGUGAAAAAAAAAAACACACCUAUGUGCUAAAAAUGAAACUUUACUGCGUUAACGGUGCUUUCAUUGGAGUCCCCCCUCCCCUCGCAGCUGCCUGUUAUUCUGUAUGAUGUUUAGUACCCAGCAGCCAGAGAGCCAAAGGUUAGUACUCAUGUGUCUAGCCUAACAUCUCCCAUAGUGUGCAUGUGACUGGUCUGCCACGCUCACUGCUUUACAGGGUUGGGAACAAUGGAUUACUUGUAGAGUCAUUACAGUGAUGUGACUUUAAAAAAAGACUUAAUCCAUUCUGGUAUUACUUUUUUUAAAAAAAAGAGGAUCAGAUCACAUGCUUUAAAAAAAAUAGGCCCAUUCAUUUAAAGCAGCAAGACAGAAACUAACACAUUUUACACUGAAAUAAUAACUGAUUGUGGCUCAAGUUACUUGAUCUAAAUUGCAAAUAAUUAUUACUGAACUGGCUUUUAAAUUAAAGUAUCUCAGUGCACUAUGUUUUUACGAUUUAAAAUUGUCAAUCAAGUAUAGUAGGUGAUUUUGAAAGUAACUCUCCCAACCCUGCUGCUUUCUCGGCAGUCUUUUUGCCUCUUCUGUUUGUAAACUGUGCGCAUGUCCCUUUAAGAGAGAAUAGCCCUAACAGGGUGUAAAUGUGGCAUGGCUUUUAUGGCUUAUGUAGAUUUGCAGUGCCCUUGUAAGCCAUUUUUUACUCUAAAUGGUCUGGCAGUUUGAUUCAGGAUCCGUGCUGGUGGGCACUUUUGCUUUAAAGACUCUCUGCAGUCUGCAGACACAGCUGUGUGUCCAUCUGACAUAUAAUCUUUGUAUUGUCCUAAACUGUAUCAAAAGAUGUUCACGUCACUUUCAAUGAUGCCAUUCUUGUGAAGAGCAUCAUUGUUCCUAAAUCAGAGGUUUGAGACAGUUGGACUAUAUGGAAAGGUCACUGAGCGUCUGACACAAAGAUCUGGACACACUGUGGUGAACUAGUAGUUUUCCAAUGAUAGGACAUAAAUGAUACGUCUGAGUUUAUCAAAUGUGAUAUUACUCUUGCCACAGGUCACUUGGGGUAAGAUUUAGCAAAUGUAACUUUUUUUUGUGGAAGCCUAUAAAUAUAGCUUCUCUGCUCAUUUC
Molecule: messenger RNA, 3970 nt
Organism: Seriola dumerili (greater amberjack)
Lineage: Eukaryota; Metazoa; Chordata; Actinopteri; Carangiformes; Carangidae
Product: voltage-gated potassium channel subunit beta-3-like
Exons: 14
Coding region: 1189-2490 (433 amino acids)
Biological process (GO): regulation of potassium ion transmembrane transport; potassium ion transport
Cellular component (GO): membrane; voltage-gated potassium channel complex; cytoplasm
Molecular function (GO): voltage-gated potassium channel activity; transmembrane transporter binding; potassium channel regulator activity
Source: RefSeq, a predicted model, not a curated record